UGGAGCUUUUCAGAAGGUCACUCAGUACAACUGUGAACCUAUUAUCCAGAUACCUGCUCUCAGCUCUGCUGCAUACACAAAGAUGUCAACUCCAGCUACUAGCUCAGUUACUUGUCCUAUUCCUUCUGGGGGACGUGUGUUUACAACGUUUCCAGAAAUCCUGAUGCUAGGUGAAUUUGUUUUUGGUGGUUUAGUCUGGAUCCUUGUGGCGUCCUCUAAAGUUGUAUUUCCAGAUGACGAAGGCUGGGUGAUGUUUGUUUCCGUCUUCUGUUUUGUUAUAACCACAUUGCUGUUCAUAUUGUACAUGGCUGGAGUUCAAAAGAGAAGUGUAAAUGGAUGGCUUCGUGUGGAUGUAUUUUACCACUUCUUCGCUGCUGUUUUUUAUUUGAGCGCAGCAGUUCUGGAGACUAGCAACACAAGGCACCUUUUAAUUGCACUUGCCCCCAAAAUUUACAAGCUCAAUAUUUCCGCCACGGUGUUUGCAUAUUUAGCCACUUUACUUUAUACGGUGCAUGCAAUGGGAUCUAUAAUCAGAUGGAAAUCAUCAUAGACUGCUUGACACGGCUGAAGGAAACCAACAGGGAUCAACAUUUUUAUCAGAAGAUAUUUUUUAAAACAAAAUAAAAUGCGGCUCCUCUUUUUAAAACUCUGAUUGUUGUUCGUUUCAUGUCUCUCACCGAAUUCUUCUUUACAAAUGUAAUUAUUGCUAUAUUAAUAAAAGAUGGGUGGGAUGUGAAAUAAUACAAAACACUUAUGAAGGGUGAACUGCCUAUAUUCGGCAAGAUCGAUAUAUAUACAUACAUAUAUUUAUACCACAUCUUCGUAAUGAAGCAAAUGAAAGUUAACUGUCUUGCAAGUGGUCUUUAAACCAUUGGCUGACUGGUGUCAGGCUUUUCUUUCAGGUGGACAUCGAUUAUUUUUCUCUCUCCAGAAUGUGUAUAUGGAAGUAAUUCCUUAUGAAAAGUAUAUCGUGAACUGGGGCCUGGAUGAGGGGAGAAGUUGCACUGACUGCAGACUUGCACUAUUUUCUCAGUGCAGAAUUUGAUAGAUUCUUAAAUCCAGCCUUGAAUUUGAAACUUUUGUUUUAUUUUUUGUAUAGCACAGAAAAUUGUUUUCAAAAUUAGGACAAUGUAAGGAUUUGCCAAAUUCUUUACUUUCUGUAAUGCUAAGAAAAAGCAAGUUUAAAGCCAGGUGGAAUUGCACCCCAUAUAUGUGGUAUAAUCUCAAUAUUAGUUUCUUUCUCUCCUCCUAAUUGUGUAUAAUCAAUACCAGUUAUGCUAUUGUUUUUGAUCAUUUUGACAUUCAGAUGAACUGAUUUUUAAAAUUUUAAAUAUUUUUUCUUCUGUCAUGGAAACUGAUAUUUUCACAUGUAACCUCAAACAUUUCUUUCUUUGUAUUCAGAAUCCUGAUUUAAUGGCUUGCUGAGAUAUAUGUAUAAAACAUUGCUCAAUGUUAUCUAUAUUGUUAAUAAAAUGUCUUAAGAAAUGUU
This is a messenger RNA of Callorhinchus milii (elephant shark), 1489 nucleotides long. It is a transcript of the gene malb, whose product is annotated as mal, T cell differentiation protein b. Gene Ontology annotation, biological process: myelination. Gene Ontology annotation, molecular function: structural constituent of myelin sheath. NCBI's taxonomy places the organism in Eukaryota, Metazoa, Chordata, Chondrichthyes, Chimaeriformes, Callorhinchidae. The transcript has 4 exons. Bases 83 to 550 code for a protein of 155 amino acids. The record is from RefSeq and is a predicted model, not a curated record. Gene Ontology annotation, cellular component: membrane.